Messenger RNA from Paramecium tetraurelia, 336 nucleotides. RefSeq lists its product as uncharacterized. Gene Ontology annotation, molecular function: microtubule binding. Gene Ontology annotation, biological process: regulation of cytoskeleton organization. The record is from RefSeq and is a predicted model, not a curated record. Gene Ontology annotation, cellular component: axoneme. Lineage: Eukaryota; Ciliophora; Oligohymenophorea; Peniculida; Parameciidae. The transcript has 2 exons.
AUGAUUGAACCACCUUAAGGUCCUAUUCCAAGAGAAGUAGCCAAAUGGUUAGAUUCAUUAGAUUUGGCCUAUUAGGUUCGUAAUUUCAGGAGAGAUCUAGCUAAUGGUUUCAUCGUUGCUGAAAUAUUAUCCAGGUACUACCCUAAAGAAGUUAAUAUCUACACUGUAUAUAACGAAUAGAAUCUGGAUAAAAAGCGUGAUAAUUGGGAAUAGAUUUCAAAGUUAUUGAAGAAAAAGGAUCUUCAAGUUCCUAAAGAUGAAUAUGAACCAAUUUAUUAUUAAGCUCAUAACGAGAUGCAGCAUAAGGUUGCGUAGUUUCGUCUUUAAAAUUUAUGA